Messenger RNA from Podarcis muralis (Common wall lizard), 5304 nucleotides. RefSeq names its product leiomodin 1 (gene LMOD1). Lineage: Eukaryota; Metazoa; Chordata; Lepidosauria; Squamata; Lacertidae. Gene Ontology annotation, molecular function: tropomyosin binding; actin binding. The record is from RefSeq and is a predicted model, not a curated record. Gene Ontology annotation, biological process: actin filament organization; pointed-end actin filament capping; myofibril assembly. Gene Ontology annotation, cellular component: myofibril; cytoskeleton; striated muscle thin filament.
AAGAACCUGGCUUCGCUGGACUGUUUCCCCUGAAAGCCUAUUAAUUUGGCACUUUCCCUUUUCAAUAUAUAGACAUACUGCGCUUCAUCUGCAAGCUACCAAAAUGUCUAGGGUAGCAAGAUUCCGAAGUCAAGUCAGUGAGGAUCCAGAUAUUGACAACUUAUUGUCUACGCUCUCUGCUGAGGAGAUGGAAGAGCUAGAAAAAGAACUGGAUGCCUCUGAUACAGAUGCAAACAUUCCUGUGGGGUUGCGGCAGAGAGACCAAACUGACAAGCAACCAAGUGGCAAAUACAAUCGAGAGGCAAUGCUCAAUUAUUGUGAGAAGGAGAGCAAGAAAAUUCUUCAGAGGGAACAAUCAAUGGAUGAAGAGAAAGCAGCAGAGAGGAAGAAAGAUGUGAAGAUUGUUGAAGAAAAACGAAAGGAAACCCAUGGUAGAGAUCUGAAAAGAAACAAAUCUUCUGAUCUCGGAAAAGAAGGGAAAAAAGAAGAAAAUGUCCAGAAAGCUAAUCAGAAAGGGAAGGAUGAACUGGACACUACUAAGAACACUGGGCCAGUCAAUGAAGAGAAGAAGGAGGCAAAGAAGUUACCCAAAGACAAAUACAAAGCCAUCUCAGUGGACAACAAUGAAAUUAAAGGAAGGUGGGAAGAAAAGGGCCUGGCAGCCAAGAUCAAAGCAGUUGAGGAAAAAAGGAAAGAAGAAAAGACAACAGAGCUGAAGAGGGGGACUGAAAAGGACAAAAAGACGGGGGAGAAAAAGGAACCAGAAAAAACUGGAGAAAAAGGUUCCGCUUUAAAGUCAGGCUUAGACAGAAAGGCAGAAGACAAAAAGGAAUCUGAAAAAACAGGAGAAAAGGGUUCCGCUUUAAAGUCAGGCUUAGACAGAAAGGCAGAAGACAAAAAGGAAUCUGAAAAAACAGGAGAAAAGGGUUCCGCUUUAAAGUCAGGCUUAGACAGAAAGGGAGACGAUAAAAAGGAAUCUCAAAAAACAGGAGAAAAAGGUUCCGCUUUAAAGUCAGGCUUAGACAGGCGGAGAGAAGACAAAAAGGAAUCGGAGAGAAAUGGAGAGAAAAGUUCAGCUGUAAAGCAAGGAUCAAAGGUUGGCAGUGAGGCAAAAUCCCCAACAGAUAGCAAAGGAACCUCCGAGGGGAAAACCUCAAUGUCAGGGCAAGAGAAAGAAGGGACAACAGAGGCUCCUGAGAGCAGCCCCUCUCAACUGGCAGACGGCUCUUCCAGCCAGGGCACGGAAGAGGAAGCCACCAGCAUCUUUGAUGAGCCCUUGGAGAAAGUGAAGAAUAACGACCCAGAGAUGAUAGAGAUCAAUGUCAACAACUCCGACUGCAUCAACAACGAGAUCCUGGUGCGCUUUGCCGAGGCCUUGGAAUUCAACACCGUCGCCAAGGUCUUUGCCCUGGCCAACACACGCGCAGAUGACCAUGUUGCUUUUGCCAUUGCCAUCAUGCUGAAGGCCAACAAGACGCUGACCAGCAUCAACCUGGAUUCCAAUCACAUCACGGGCAAAGGGAUCCUGGCCAUCUUCCGUGCUCUGCUGCAGAACAACACUCUGACCGAGCUCCGCUUUCACAACCAGAGGCAUAUCUGCGGAGGGAAGACGGAGAUGGAGAUAGCCACCCUGCUGAAGGAGAACACCACCCUUCUGAAGCUGGGCUACCACUUUGAGCUGGCAGGACCCCGGAUGACCGUGACCAACCUGCUGAGCCGCAACAUGGACAAGCAGCGGCAGAAGCGCCUGCAGGAGCAGAAGCAGGCUCAGGGAAAAGGGGAGAAGAAGGACUUGCUGGAGGUGCCAAAGGCAGGAGGCCUGCCAGCUGCUUCUUCACCUAAGGCCUCACCAAAGCCAUCCCACAAAACGUCCCCUAAAGUUUCCCCUAAGAAAGCUGGAGCCCCAGAAGCACCACCUCCACCUCCUCUGGCUCCUCCUCUGGCUCCUCCUCUGGCUCCUCUCCUGGCUCCUCCCCUGAUCAAUGAAAACUUACGGUUGUCACUCUCUCCGGCAUCUCAGAGGAAGAUGGUAGAAAAAGCUCUCCCUCCGCAAGAGAAGAACUCCAGAGACCAGCUUCUGGCAGCCAUUCGUUCCACCAAUGUCAAACAGCUGAAGAAGGUGGAGGUUCCCAAGAUACUGCAAUAGGGAGCAGAAUCCAGAUUUCCCUGGAAGGAUGAGAUUACCAAGGCUGAAUCACUAUGUUUGUCUCUCAGGUGACUGUUUACAUGAGAAGGACUCAGCAGGAGCAGGAAGCUGCCUUGCUCCAGUCCCAAAUGAGCAGUGUUCUCUACGGGGUUGAACUGAAUUGGAUAAAAGGAUUGAAUGAGCUGCCAAGGAGACGUUGUGUCAGGAAGAAGCAAUAUUUAUUUUUAGAGCUUUUCAACCACGAAACUUUUUUUUCCCCGUGAGAGGAAUGGUCUGCAGACGCUCAGAGUGUUAUGUAGCUGGGUUAAUUGUCCAAUCCCCCCCCCCUUUUCGGAGUUUUGAAAGAAAAGUGGGAAGUAUUGAAGAAGCCUAUAUUUGCAGCAUCCCUGCUUAUCUUAAGACAGCAUGGCAAUCACUUGCCACUAGAAAUAUAUACAAGAGUUAAGCCACACUGGAGUAGCAGCACAGAAGAAGAAAACUGCCAGGCUCAUCUUCAGCACAAAAUGACUCCAAAAUUGUGUGUGUUUGCGCAUGCACACACACAAAGCAGCAGCAUGUUCUUGCCAUUUGCUGCUAAAUCUAACUGGUAGCACCAAUGUCACUCUACCUGGAAUAUUAUGAAGCAGAAGGUUGGAGGAGAAAUCACUGGGCCAAAUCUAAUUUCCUAAUGUCUCUGUGAUCUCAAGGAUUCCAUUUCUCUGAUAGAUGAUCAUGCAAAGGCUGGGUUUGUUCCCUGAAGAAGCAUGAAAAGCAUUGCAUGUUUCUGUGUUUUGAAUGUGUGUGUAUGUAAAUGGCUUCUCACCGUACUGCAAUCAAACCUUUAAGCACACGCGUGGGCAAUGGCUCUGAAAGGAUUACGGAUUGUGCUGCCAUGAUGGGGGGAGGGGGGGAGCUACAUGGUGCUUGAACCUCUGACAUAAGCAGCAUCUUCCAAACUACUAUUGUGAUGCCUAAUCUUAAGAGGCCUGAUGGGAGGGAAGGAGCACAUUAUGGUUGGCCAUGUAAUGGAGGUGAUGGCAAACGCAAGCAGUGGCUGUUAUGUGUAUGACAGAAGGGGGGCCUUGAAAGCUUGCAUUGGGAAACCUUCAUUCAGAAUCUCCAGUGCUCAGGGCACACAAGUUCUCAUUCAUAUAUUUCUCGCACUUGGGCAGCAGCUGUGUCAUGACAGUCAAGAUCAGGCUUCCUCAACCUCGGCCCUCCAGAUGUUUUUGGCCUACAACUCCCAUGAUCCCUAGCUAGCAGGACCAGUUGUCAGGGAUGAUGGGAAUUGUACUCUCAAAACAUCUGGAGGGCCGAGGUUGAGGAAGCCUGGUCAAGAUGACAGUAACCUAGCAGAGAGUACAGAACUCCUGCUUCACUCGUUUGCUACAGAAACAGCAUAAGGCUUGUUUUUGGGACCAGAAGGUUUCUGUGCCAAUUCAGAACUUUUCAAAAUAGUUCAACAUCUGCUCAUUUGAAGUGAAAGAGGCACUCCGAAGGGAGUAGCAUUUGUGGCCUGUUGACCAGUGUCUCCUGAACUAUGGUCAACAAGCCAUAGCAUGUGGGCUGUGAAGAUACUAUGUCCUCCAACCAACCUGUGUGUCAGAUUCAGCUUCCGUGUCUUGUCUCUUCUCUUUGCAGGCAAGCAAAGUCCAGCUCAUACAUUACCUUUGCAGCAUGGUAGCUGCCCAAUGCUCUCCUGCGGUUGCCUUCCCAUUAUGCACUGGUAACAUGUGGAUGUUCUGCAUUUCCACAGAUAGCCUGGAAUGCAGGAGUAUUUCCCAUGCCAGCAACAGCAGUUCCAGUGGAGGGGCACUGCCCAUGUAUGUAAUUCAGACUCCCUGUGUAGUGUGCAGGAACAUCCAUAUGCUGCUGAUGUUCAUUUGGGUCAACCACAUGGAAGCACUUUUGAAGUAGCAAGUGUGCCACAAAGAGAAUGUAUGGAGGGGGCCUGCAAGAAGAAGAGUAACCAAUGGCAUCAUCUUUCUUCCUUACUCCUGCAUGGAGUGAGUGAUGGAUAAUAGCGGUAUACCAGUUCAGCUACAAGGAUGUUGCCCAGUUCAGUUCCUUGCAGCUUAACUAGUUUGCUGCUCAGCCUGUACAUAAAGAAAGAAAGAUUAUAUCUAUGCAUUUGUAUGGCUGUAAGAGUUUAAUAUAUAGACAGAUGGAUAUAUAUCUUAAUAGAUUUCCUCUCUAAGGAGCAGGGUUUUAUUUCUCACACAAACUGCCAAAGCUUGUCUGCACUGAGAUGGUGCCAAGUGAUGCAGGUGCAAGUGACUGGGAAGUGAUUUGCUUACUGGUCUGUUUAAAUCAGUUUCCAGAUCAGGAAACUCAUUCAUGGUUCCUCUGCGGUAGGAGAGAAACCAGCAAGAUUUCUCACCCAGGAACAGGUAGUAUAGAACACUCUCCCCCGCAAGCUGCACAUGUGUUCAUCCUUCCAUGAAGGACAAGUGGAACUCCUGUUAACGUGUCUAUGGAGAUCCUCGCAACACAAAAAGGCUUUCCCUGCCUCUUCUGUUAUCCAGCUGAGCAUGCAAACUCUGCAGUUAGAGGGGUCCUAAGAAGUGAGGGUAAAAUACAGGAGGGGGUUUAUGUAGCACUUGAAAGAGAACUGUUCUUUGUGGGUUUUAGGUUUUUUUUAAUCAGUCUUUGGAGAGGGAAUCUGUGCUUGCUUACUGAAAAAGAAAGCAGUAUUGGAUUUAGAUCUGUAGCACAUUUUGGACAAAUGUUGGAGAAGGAGAGAGAAAUAACAAGAGACAAAUCACUUGAGCAGGUGAUCUCGGGUGCAGAAGCUGCUGCAGUUUUCAGUUCCAACUCAUGAGUGUAAAUCUUAUUUGAAAUAUGUACAAAAUCACCCACACUUUCAUUAAUAAAGCUCACAAAAUGCUGCUAAUGGCAAGUAGUGGAAAAUUCUGAGGCUGUGGGCAGUGAAUACCUUUAGACUUAUGCAAGUACGUGCAGAUUUGGGCAGCUUUGUAGGUGUGUCAGCUGGCAUCUGGCAUCAGAAUCAUGUUUCAAAUACCCCAUGAACUCAUUUAUUACUGUUACCCACUUGACAUGUGGGCAACUGAGGUUAAGAAGCAAUGGUUUUCUUGCAAUUGUAGUUGGUCUGAUCACAGAGUCCAGAAUUUUUGUUUCGGGUCCAGCUCAAAAUAGGUGAUGAAAUAAGUGGAUAAUUG